AUGAAGCAGUUGUGUUACAGUGAUGAAUUUCGUCAUAACGAUAUGCCAUUGGAACCCAAGCUUAUGAAAUUCUUUUAUAAAGCCUACUUCCGCUACUCCCAAUUACUGGCAGACAAAAAAACCUCGUUUCGGCAUAAAGCGAAACCAGGUGACAUCAUGACAGUCAACAACCAUCGAAUUCUACAUGGAAGAUCUGAAUUUAAAGAUCGGAGCAAUAACGUGAGGUUACUUGAGCUUGGGUAUUUUGAUUUGGAUUGUGUUUACUCGAAAAUUCAAAUUCUCGCUGAGAAACAAGGAGUACCUUCGCCAAUAGAUUGGUUGUCAUCUGACAAUUUUAAACAAUUUCAAAGAAUGUGA
Messenger RNA from Paramuricea clavata, 357 nucleotides. The record is from the annotation of a GenBank genome assembly. Lineage: Eukaryota; Metazoa; Cnidaria; Anthozoa; Malacalcyonacea; Plexauridae.